Messenger RNA from Trichosurus vulpecula (common brushtail), 1686 nucleotides. RefSeq names its product synapse associated protein 1 (gene SYAP1). The transcript is spliced from 9 exons. The coding region runs from base 193 to 1254 and encodes 353 amino acids. The record is from RefSeq and is a predicted model, not a curated record. Gene Ontology annotation, cellular component: synapse; cytoplasm. NCBI's taxonomy places the organism in Eukaryota, Metazoa, Chordata, Mammalia, Diprotodontia, Phalangeridae.
AAGACAAAGUGUGACCAUAGAGGAGUGGGGCCGGGUAGAGAGGCCGCUCAUGUGAUUUGAGUCUGAACGGCUUCCGGCGGACUCGGAGAAACUGACGAGUUGAAUUUGUAGGCGUUGGCUGCGGCGACGGCUGCUACCCGAGCUUGGUGACCGGGCUGACAGCGGCCGCCUGAGGCCGGGCGGGCGGGCGGGAUGUUACGGGGUCUGGGCAGCUGGUUUGGCUUGGAACAGGCGUCGGCUGGGGCUGAACCUCCGGCCGGGGGUAGCCCCGAAGAGGAGGCGGCCGCAGGGAAUGAGCCAGAGCAGCGGGAGGGGGAACCUCGGGAAGGAGACGAGGAGCCCCUUCUCCACCAGGCCAAAGGCCUCGGCAAUUACCUAUUUAACUUUGCCACUGCUGCUACAAAAAAGAUAACCGAAUCAGUUGCUGAAACAGCACAAACAAUAAAGAAGUCAGUAGAAGAAGGGAAAAUAGAUGAUAUCAUUGAUAAGACGAUUUUAGGAGAUUUUCAGAAGGAACAAAAAAAAUUUGUGCAAGAACAACAUACAAAAAAGUCAGAAGCAGCAGUGCCUCCAUGGGUUGACAGUAAUGAAGAAGAAACAAUUCAGCAACAAAUAUUGGCCUUAUCUGCAGAUAAAAGAAACUUCCUGCGUGAUCCUCCAGUGGGUGUUCAGUUUAAUUUCGACUUUGAUCAAAUGUAUCCUGUUGCUAUGGUAAUGCUUCAAGAAGAUGAAGUGCUGAACAGAAUGAGAUUUGACCUUGUUCCUAAACAUGUAAAAGAGGAAGUGUUUUGGAGGAAUUACUUUUAUCGCGUCUCCCUUAUUAAACAGUCUGCCCAGCUGACAGCGCUGGCAGCCCAGCAACAAGCCGUAGGAAAGGAGGAGAAGAAUGGCGGCAGAGAAGGCGAUUCACAGCUGACAGAGGCAGUACGACCUAAAACACCACCUGUUGCAAUUAAAUCUCAACUUAAACCUCAAGAGGAUGAGGAAGAAAUAUCAACUAGUCCUGGUGUAUCUGAAUUUGUUAGUGAUGCCUUUGGUGCUUGUAACUUUAAUCAAGAAGAUCUAAGAAAGGAAAUGGAACAGUUGGUACUUGACAAAAAGGAAGAGGAAAUAACUAUAUUGGAAGAAGAAUCUGCAGAUUGGGAGAAAGAACUACAGCAGGAACUUCAAGAAUAUGAAGUAGUGACAGAAUCGGAGAAGCGGGAUGAAAAUUGGGACAAAGAAAUUGAAGAAAUGCUUCAGGAAGGGAAUUAACUGUUUCUUGGAAUAUGAUAUAAUCUUUAAACGUUCCAUACACUGACAUAAAAUUGUUAGUCUGGACUCCCCCAAAUAAGGAGAAACUGAAGAGUAUGUAAUGGCAUAUUGAAGGUCAUUAUGUAGGGCAACAACCAGCAUUAUUUCUUUGUUUAAAAUUAAAUAAUAGUUUAUUCCUAAUAAUCACAGAUGUAUGUUUCACAUAACAAUAGCUUAUUUGAAUAUAGCUUUAGGAGUUCUAUUUGUAGGCUAUAUUGAUAUAAAGGUAGCAGAAAAUGAAGUAAGAUUUUAGAAUACUGCAUUCUCUGAGGUUAAAAGUGGGACAUCAUUAAUUUAUUCUUUAUGCAGAAUUUUAUAAAAUUUCUUCAUGUUUGUACUUUUAUCACUGAAAGUUCUCUGUACAUAUGCAUUAAAAUACUUAAUUCUCUUUAA